Messenger RNA from Cloeon dipterum, 3378 nucleotides. RefSeq names its product carboxylesterase 5A-like. Gene Ontology annotation, molecular function: neurexin family protein binding; signaling receptor activity. Gene Ontology annotation, cellular component: postsynaptic membrane; plasma membrane; cell surface. Gene Ontology annotation, biological process: presynaptic membrane assembly; synaptic vesicle endocytosis; neuron cell-cell adhesion. NCBI's taxonomy places the organism in Eukaryota, Metazoa, Arthropoda, Insecta, Ephemeroptera, Baetidae. The record is from RefSeq and is a predicted model, not a curated record.
UUACUUUUUUUCUUUACACGAGAGUACGAAGAACUAAACUCAUUUCUUCAUAAAAUACUAUAAAAAUUUUUGAAUAUAAAAGAUUUCCACCAGAAGAUAUUCGAUCGUGCUGGAAGUGGCAGUGAUAACAUUGCAGCGUGACUGGGGUCCGCAGGCAGGCACGCGGAGGAAUGAGGGAUGAAGGAAGGAAGGAAAGAAAGAAAGAGAGGGUUUGGCUGCGCCAGUUUCCAUGGCGUUGCAAGCCUCCCCUCUAAAACAAAAGUGGCGAGAGCGGGUUCCACGAGACGAGGGUUCGUCAUCGACAGUCGCGAUGCUGGUGCCGAGCCUCGUGCUGGUUCUGCUGGGCGCGGGGUUGGGGGCGCGGCCACGCGAGCCCCCGGUGGUCACGGUGCCCGGCCAGGGGCCCGUCGGGGGCGUCGAGGUUGCCAUCUCGCGCUCGCAGAAGGGUUCGCUCUACCUGGCCAUCCCGUUUGCGCAGCCACCACUUGAAGAAUUCAGGUUCGCGCCGCCGAUGACCGAUCCGCUGCCCACAUGGACCGAGAAGCGGGCCCCCACCGGCCCAGCCCCCGCCUGUCCUCAGGCCGGCGACGUCGACUACGAGAAACUGGCCACCUCGCUCUUCGGGGCACCCAUCGCCGACCAAAGUGAGGACUGUCUCUACCUCAACGUCCUCGUACCAGAUGGAAAUCCGCCCGGUGAUGGAUGGCCGGUGAUGCUUUGGUUCCACCCUGGAAUGUUUCAGGCAGGAUUCGCCACCCAGUGGGACGCGUCAGCAAUGGCCAUCAAACACAAGAUGAUCGUGGUGACAGCGGCGUACCGGCUCAACAUUCUCGGCUUUCUGUCCACGCUGGACGCCAACUGUCCGGGCAACCUGGGGCUGCACGACCAGGUGGCGGCGCUCGACUGGGUCAACGGCAAGAUCUCAGCAUUCGGUGGCUCGGCCAAUAACAUCACAAUAAUGGGCUACGGCUCAGGAGGCGUGAGCGUCGGCCUGCACCUGGUGUCGCCACUGUCUGAGGGCCGCUUCCACAAGGCCAUCGCCAUGAGCGGCAACGCUCUCGUCCCUUGGGCCGUGCGCAAGUACGAGGUCGAGAAGAUGAAGCUAGCCACCAUCGCCGACGCCUAUGGCUGUCCGAAAAACACCGCCACCAACUCCGCUAAACUGCUUGAGUGCCUGCGCAAGGUCGACGCAAUGACACUGGCCAAGAUGGCACCUGAAAUUGGCAUGUGGGGUCCUGUGAUUGACGGGCCUUUCGCCAAUGUCAGUUUCCUUCCGCACGAUCCACUGGACAUGCUGCGGGAAGGCAAGGCGAAGACGAUGGUGCCCUUGCUGCUGGGCUACACGAACAUGGAAGAGGCGAUGGUUUUCGCCACGAUGAACAUGGACAAAGGCCUGGAUCGGGGCCAGUUCGAGGCCACCAUGCUCGAGCACAUAUCGUCCGAGCUGAACGACGCAAACAUGACUUGCACCAACGAACAGUCCAUCCUGGACGCGGUGCUCUUCUACUACAGCCCGCAGCCCACGCCCGACGACUCCAUGGCUCUCAGGGAGCGCCUCAUGGGCUAUGCCGUCGACAAGAAAUACGCUGCAGGUGCUUUUCUACAAGCGGUGCACAACAGCAAGCACAGUCCGACGUACAUGUACCGGUUCGACUACAAAAUGAAGACGAAUCUGGUGGACGCGGUGCCGGAGUGGGCCGCGGUGCCGCACCUCUUCGACCUGCCGUUCGUGUGGGGCAUGCCGUACUGGCCGCCGGCGGCGACGCAGCAGAAAAUCGUGUGGAACAGCGCGGACAAGAAGAUCACGGACGUGAUCAUGAUGCUGUGGGCCAACUUCGUGCGCACGGCCAACCCGGUGCACGCCGGCGUGGUGGUCAAGUGGGAGGCGUUCGUCGAGGACAGUCCGGCCAUCCUGCUGGUCGACACCAAGUUCAACCUGAGCGACACGCACAACUUCGACUACCGCUCCUUCUCCUUUUGGAACGACUACUACCCCAAGGUGAUGGAGCACGCAGCCGCAUGCUGCAACAUCAGCAGCGCCGCCCUCCCAAUCGGACACUCGUGGACGCCUUUCGGACACGUGCACCACCGCCUCUGGACGCUCGCACCCUUGUCCGCUGGAUUGUUCGCCGCCAGGAUUUUGCCCACCUAGAUGAUUCAAUUUCGUGCCCGUCCCGACGCAGGGUUUGCCAAUUUUGUAUAAAAAAUAAGUCGGAAAAUAACAUAUAAUUUUAGGUUUUCCCUCAGUAUUUGUCCGCAUUUUUCCGAGUUUCUGCAUCCUAAAAGAUAAAAAAAUUCGAUAAAAUUUGAAAAAACUAACUAUUUUGUUAAAUCAGAUAGGCACUAUAGUAAUUUUUGUUACGUCUAACAUAAAUAAAUAUUUUGAUUUAAUGUACAUAUUUGUUUCAGAAAAAUGCGCAUAUACGCAGAAAACACUGCAAUUGGAAAAAUGUGGCAGGUUUUAGCGAACCCUGCGUCCAAAGCCGUCGUGUGCUGCGUAAGGAGCAAUAUUUUACCAAAAAACCAUCUACGUUUUGGAUGUAAUGCAAAACGCCAAUAAUCUGACAAGUUUCAAUCUUAAUGAUUUCAGAAGAAUCCGAUUUGUCAGAAUUUCCAAAAUUUGAUAUGAAUCUGCUUAACUAUGCCAAGAGAUUGAAAAUUGCGAACUAUUGGCGAAAAGCAUUUUUUCUUUUUACGCUCGUAAUUUCAUACAUCAAUUUUUUUUAGAAAAUCGAUUGACAUGUCGUUACUUUAAAAAUUUAAACUAAACUCAUAGAUUUUUAUAACAAAUUUUGUAAUUUUUCGUGUAACUGUGUUGGUCUUAAGUCUGCAAACAAUCCUUCAUUUCGCGUCAAUCCUACGAAUUUCGCUAAAUUUUUUUGGAGUGAAUCAUUUUCUAAAUUUAAGCAUCAAUUUCAAAAAAAGAAUUGAAUAAUGUUAUUAAAAUUCCAAAAGUAAAAAGGCGGUAAAAGUGUUACGCAUUUUAGCAAUAAUAUGCUUGACAACUGCUGCCAUCAUCGCAUGUGCAUUUUAAUCCAGUAAAAAAAUUUCCGACUGAAUGAAAAUCCAACUAUGGAACAAGAAAAGGGGCCAUAAAACACAGACAAAUUGAACAUUUUCUAGUCAAUUUUAGACGUGUAGAUUCUUUCAAAGCAAAAUAAUUAAAAGAAUUUCAUGCUGGGGUCAUGUUGCAAAUUGGGGCCAAAUCCCUGAUAUUGUGUCACAUUUUAUAAUAGCGUGUGCUCAAAAGCCAAUCAAAGAAAAUUAAAGAAGUUCACCCAACCACCAUAAAUUAACUCUGAUUAUAUUUGUACAAAAAUUCUGUAAAUAAAAGUUGUAGAUAAUGAAAUAAUAAAACAUCGUUUGUUGCAGCUAUAA